GACGUCAUUUUGAGUUACUUUAGAUGCUUCUCAACACAUUUCCGUUAUGCGAAGUCCAACCUGUUGGUUUGUCGUCGUGCUGCGGUGGGUGCCCAUCCGAGAUAACGGAGAACCAGUGAUUCUCAGCCGGUCUGGUUACUGCAAUGAAUGGUAACACUAUCCAUCCAGCCAACACCACCACAACAGCAGGAGGAGGCCCAGGUGUGGCAGCGGCCCCGAGAGGCUGGAGGGAGUUCUGCGAGCUACACGCCAUUGCCACAGCCCGGCAGCUUGCCGGACACUACCGGAGCUUUGCCAGAGAGCGCCCUCAACAUGAAGUACUUCCACCAGAGACCUUUUCCAAGCAGUUCUCCGAUCUCUUCCAGCAACACUUCUGCUGUGAGGUCAACAAAGAUGGCACUCCGCUACGCCAGAGCACAUGCUCUACUGCUACCGGAAGUGCUUCCUCCAGCACUCCAGUGGCCCCUCCCCUCCAAUCACAGGCUGUGAUUAGUCGAUUGCGGAUCACGUCUUUGUCUGGGGUGCAGGAUUAUCGGGAGGCGGGCCGACCAAGCGGGGGAGCUGCUCUGUUCACCGUGGUGUCACCGAAAGUGGAGCCGGUGGUGGUGAGCCGAGAACAAGAGCAGCCGCUGCGAUGUUCUGCGGGAAGCUCCUUGUCAGCAAACCCGGUGGUGCUUAGGGGCUCGACUCGUAGUAUCGGCAGCGGGUCACUUCUGAUUCGUAGCCGUAGCAACGAGGAAAUCUCUGGCACUGACCGUCGCCAGGUAUCUGAACGGUACUCAUCUGACUCCUCAACUUCCAACCCUGCACACCCUGACAUCACACACUUCUCCUUCAGUCAAAUACAGCAGAGCGUAAGACGGCUUCUCAAGAAACGGCCCGUCCCCAGCCCCCCCUCAUCCCAGGACCUGUCUUCUAGUAACCCCACUAACAUUAAUCCCCCAAAUAAUGCCGACAGAGUGGGCGGAGUGUCCUCCACAACAGAGCAAGUGUCCUCCAUCUCAUCAUCUUCCCACUCCUCCUCCUGUGUGAACUAUGAAGCCACGCCCCCAGCCUCCUCACACCUAUCUAACUUCCUGGAUCGUUUCCGUUGGUUACGCAGUGGAAGCAUGAGGCAGAGGAGGUCAGAAGUGAGCGGCUGCUGUAAAGAGGGCCAACUGAGGUACUUGCUGGUGGAUGACACUAUCUCAGACUCUCAGCCCCGCUGGCAACGCUGCCGCCUGCUGGUCAGGAGGAUCAGGGACGCUCAAGGUGGAGGAGGAGGAGGAAGAGGAGGAGGGGAGAGAUACCAGUUGGAGCUGUAUGAUCCUCCAAAGGCCUCCAGUCCCAAGCUGACGACUCACUGCUCAGAUAUCCAAGAAGUCCGUCGUUGCACCCGGCUGGAGAUGCCCGACAAUUUAAACACAUUCGUUUUAAAGGUUAAUCGAGGUAGUCUGAUAUUUGAGACAGACAACGACCAGCAGGUCAGCUCCUGGACCACAGAGCUAAAGGAAUGUAUCAGCAACAGGUCAGGCAGUGUGGAUCUGGAGCCCCUCCCCUCUCCAGCUGACAGCUCUGUUCCAACCAAUCACAGAGGGAGUUCAGAGUCAGGAAGUCAUAUUCCCCUCACCUUCGCCCCACCAGAGCAGGUUGUCCAGAAGACUGAUCACUUCCUGUUCUCCUACCCCUGGUUCCACGGGCCCAUCUCCCGAGUCAAGGCAGCCUACCUGGUGCAGAGCUCUGGACCAGAGGGACAUGGAGUGUUUCUGGUCCGACAGAGCGAGACUCGCAGGGGAGACUACGUCCUCACAUUUAACUACCAAGGAAAAGCAAAGCACCUGCGCCUCUCUCUAACAGAAUGGGGUCAGUGCAGGGUACAGCACCUGCGCUUCCCUUCCGUCAUGGACAUGCUCAGUCACUUCCGCCUCUUCCCCAUCCCUCUGGAGUGCGGAGCCGCCGGUGCCGUCACGCUGUCCAGCUUCGUAGUGGCGGGCUCCAGCCCUCCGUCACAGGGUCAGCUCUCCAACGCUCUCCUGGUCCCCUUCUCCCUGCAUCGCUGGAACUCGGAGCCCAACUUGGCUCACUGCAGCCUGGCUCGCAGCUCCAGCCAGCCUCACUCCUCCUCCUCCACCACCUCCAGUCCGAGCUCCGUCUCCCAGCCGGGAAACCACCCGUUUCUUCGCGCCAACGUUGCCCCUCCUCCAUCAGCCCCUGUUCCUUUGCGUCGGAGUGAGUCAGUGGGCAGGGCGCCCCUGCUUCGCCACACCAACCCCCGCACUUCCAUCAUCCCUCAGCGGGACUCAGACUAUGAGCUGGAGCCGGAGCGCAGUCGCAAGCGGGCGAUAGACAACCAGUACAUGUUGCUCUGACCCCACUGAGUCACCCGCCUCCAUCACCUCCAACAGACGGCAGUCUCCUGUGAAGCCAACACGCUCACACACACGCACGCAUAUGAUCAUGCACACAUCAUCCAGACGUAUUUUGUUGCCCCACCCAGCUUCACGUGGGUGUACGAAACUCUCAGAGAGCACAUGAUUACAGCAGACUCAUGAACUUGAGCGUGUAAGUCUUUGUCUGAUGAAUGCGCUGCAGUGUGUAUAUCACACAGAAACACACACUCACACUCACUAGGUCUGUGCUGGGUGUGUGUUUACCAGCGUCAGAUCCUCACAACCUCCACCCCCUCCCCGAGUGUCCACAGUGAAUGUAUUUUGGGAGUUUUAUAACAGUGUUGACUAUGAUGAUUAUUAUUGUUUUUAUUGAUGUUGAGGUUGUGUGUGAGAGAGGGAGGGAGAGCCACGUGUGUAGCUGUCCUCAAGCCCGUGCAAAAAAUCUUUCUACAAAGUUUGAAUCCAGGUGAUUUCACAGAGCUGUGCUUGACUUAACUUCUUUGGCACUUAACCUGAAGCAGUGAUGGGAAAGCAUUACAGCAUUUACAGUGCUUGUAAAAUGAGUUAAAUCAAGCGCUCCUUUAAAAAUGUUCAAAAGACAUUUACUCUUCACACAAAGUUCCCCGUGUGGAGCAAACUCACCUUUUAUACAAACACACAAACAAAAAGCACUCAAUUGGAGAGUGUCUACACUCUAUUAGAUAUUCCUCCUCUUGCACAUUAUCUUACAUUUAAGUGCACAAUGCUUUCAGUGCACUUUGGAAACAAUGUGUAUUUUUUCUAUACACAGAUUCUUUUGUAGAAAAAUAAAGUAAAAAAUAAAGUAAAAAGAAGUAAACUUGGUUAAAGUCAGUCGGGAAGCUGACCCGCUUCCACGACUCCUGCCCCAAACCAUCACCCAAGCAAUUCCAGAGAAUGAUCAACAUUCAUCAGUUUGUACCUGAAGCUGUGGGAUCUCGUCGCCAUUUGCGUGUGUCAGAUCUGUCCAUACAGUACACGAGAUGAAAAGCGUUGUCCGUCAGCAUGAUCGCGCUGGCCUCAGUCUGGUACAAUAUUCACCUCCCAGUCAGCCUGUGAGUUUGUGUCCCAGCACUCGCAGGUUUAACAAAAUCAGAGUGUUUUUGUUCUGUUGUAAAGCAGUGGAACCAAGUUUACUCUGUGCUUACGUACUCUGAAGAAACCUUUCUCCAGAUAGUGUAGUAUAUAUGUUUAUAUAUUUAAAGCACCAAAGGCAUUAUGUGCACAAAAUGAACUUUUGGGGCGAGCGUAAAGUGUCACUUGGCGUCACAGACUGCUAAAAUUCAAAGAAACGGACGUAAUAUGUGUAGAUAUUCUCACCAGCCUGCAAAACUGAACAGUGGUUUAGAAAUGGAUGGAUGAAUUGAUAUCAUCUUUCCUGAUGCUUAACGAGCAUAGAUAAUAGAUAAUAUUUCUGCCACAAAAUGCAGUCAGAAGUGUGUUUCUAUCAGCAGCGUCUCUGUUCAGGAUGGUACCAGAAAUGCUGAAAAUGUAUUCUGUGGCACCAAACGCCGGCUGAGUGUAAUUAAGUUAAUGUCAUCCCGAGCGUUACAAAUGAAUGAUGACAUAUCAAUUAUACUUCCUUUCUAUUGAGGGCGGUGGCAUGAAAAGAAUUUCUGUGUCACCAAAAGUGAUGCUUGGCACCCUGGGGUGCACUUUGCACACAUAAAGCAAAAACCUAGGCGCCCAAUAACAUACAUGAAGUUAAGAGGCUUCACUUGAGAGGGGGAAACACUCCACAUACAGAGCAACAAGAAGCAAGAAUUCAAUCUUGUGUCGUCCUACCAGCAAUGUGAUUUUUAACAUUUUAGAUUUAAAACGUUAAGAGUGACAUUACUGAAGUCACACAAAUAAAAUAAAAUAAAAUAAAAAAACAUUUAUUUUCUUACAAUUGUGGGAGCGGCAUCAUAUCUGACUCUACUUUUUACACUCAUAGCAUUAAUUAUUUUUCAUUUAAGUAUUUCUUUUCCUGCAACUUCACCACAACGACAAAUAGAUAAAAACAAAGAGGACACAGCAAUAAUACAUUUUUACACU
This is a messenger RNA of Scomber japonicus (chub mackerel), 4424 nucleotides long. RefSeq names its product SH2B adaptor protein 3 (gene sh2b3). NCBI's taxonomy places the organism in Eukaryota, Metazoa, Chordata, Actinopteri, Scombriformes, Scombridae. The transcript has 8 exons. Gene Ontology annotation, molecular function: transmembrane receptor protein tyrosine kinase adaptor activity. Gene Ontology annotation, biological process: intracellular signal transduction. Gene Ontology annotation, cellular component: plasma membrane. The record is from RefSeq and is a predicted model, not a curated record. Bases 144 to 2348 code for a protein of 734 amino acids.